This is a messenger RNA of Culex quinquefasciatus (southern house mosquito), 1580 nucleotides long. Its product is annotated as myoneurin. Gene Ontology annotation, cellular component: nucleus. Bases 178 to 1395 code for a protein of 405 amino acids. Lineage: Eukaryota; Metazoa; Arthropoda; Insecta; Diptera; Culicidae. The transcript has 2 exons. The record is from RefSeq and is a predicted model, not a curated record. Gene Ontology annotation, molecular function: RNA polymerase II cis-regulatory region sequence-specific DNA binding; DNA-binding transcription factor activity, RNA polymerase II-specific. Gene Ontology annotation, biological process: regulation of transcription by RNA polymerase II.
CUGCUUCAUGUCAUUGCCGCACUACCGCCAGCUCGCGAAGAGUCCGAAGAAAGAAAUUUUGAAAGAACGUCAUUACAAAAGUUUAAUAAUCCGCCUUUUCUGCGGGAUUUCAACGCCACCAAAGUGUAAUGUUUAGUUUUGAACGUAAAUCUACGUUUGUGUAGCAAAAGUGAAACAAUGAGCCGUGAAGUGAUUCUAAUCGACGAUGACUACGAUCAGCUGCUGCUUCCACAACAACAACAACACCCGCCGCAGCCUCAGGUCUAUCCCGGAGCAAGCCGAGCCCGUGGAACCAAACGUGCCUUCAACGGGCUGACCAUCCAACCGGUGCAGAAUCUGCAGCAGCUAACGGCCAACACGCUGUACUCGAACAGCGAUGGGACGGUUCUGUACCAACCGCCGGAAUCGGUGCUGAUUCCGGCGAUGCCCGAAACGAUCGUGGGAGAAUCGCCGGAUGUUUUCUACAUCGAGGAGCUGGACGAAGCCAGCGGACAGGUUACGACCAUGCAGAUUCCGAUGGUUGGUGGGGAGCAGUUUCAGCCGGUGGUGCAGAACGUUGGCCAGACGGUGUACCUUCAGGAAGAUUAUUUGGGGGAAGGAUUUGUGGUGAAGGAGGAGGACGAUGAAGAGCCGGCGGCUGAAUCUAUUGUACCGGAGGAAGAGGUUCCGGCAGUGGACGACUACUACGAGGUGGAGCCGCUGGAGCUGUCGGAGAUUUGGAACGAUCUGAUUACUGCCAAUCAGGAGAUUUUGAUAUUGCUCGAGCUGCAAGAUUUGAAGCACCACAUUGUGGACGCGAGGAAGAUCGAGGACCAGCUGGCCGCUAUGACCUGCGACUACUGUCCGAAGGAGCUUCCGGAUGUGCGCGCUUGGAACCGUCACAUCAAGAAAAUUCACUUCCAAACGGAGAUCUUCGAUUGCGACAGCUGCAGCGCCAGGUUCAAGUAUUACGCCCGCUUCAAGGAUCACCUCAACAGCCACAGCGGCCAGCGGCCGUACUCGUGCGACGAAUGUGACCAUCAUUACGCCACCCGGAUCGGCUUCCUCGUGCACAAGAUCCUCGAGCACAUGAAGCUCAACGGGAUCUACAUUUGUCCCAAGUGCGAGCUGGACUGCAAAAACGCCCAAAACUACAAACUUCACAUCGCGAAGCACAUCGACUCGGUGACGCCCGCAAACGGAACCUCGUCGGCGGUGGCCAGUCCGUCAAUCGCCAAAGCCACAGCUGCUCCGAAGCAGCCCCAGCCGCAACCGUUCAGACCAUUUCAGGCGAAAGCAAACGAACAGAACAAGUUUCUCAACGUUUUUGAGAGCUUUUCGGCGAAACGAUCGCUCGGAGAGGUGACCACAAAUCCACGUCCCAAAGGGGCCCGUGGCCGGUCGCACCGGGUCUGAUGAGGCCGAAGCGGCGAGGAGAGCCUUAAGAUUUGUGUUUUGAUCAAUAAGCAAGUAAAGUUACAGGAUUAUGUACCAGCAUAAUGAAUUGAAUUGUUUGCUUUUUCAUUGCUGAAAAUGUAAUUUUAAAUCAUUCUUUAGUUCACAGUUGCAAAAACUGUCUGUAAUAAAGAUAUAACUUGGAA